Mycotypha africana is the source of this 1203-nucleotide messenger RNA. RefSeq names its product GTP-binding protein YchF. The transcript is spliced from 3 exons. NCBI's taxonomy places the organism in Eukaryota, Fungi, Mucoromycota, Mucoromycetes, Mucorales, Mycotyphaceae. Bases 1 to 1203 code for a protein of 400 amino acids. Gene Ontology annotation, cellular component: cytoplasm. Gene Ontology annotation, molecular function: GTP binding; ATP hydrolysis activity; ATP binding. The record is from RefSeq and is a predicted model, not a curated record.
AUGCCUCCAAAGAAAGCUGUCAAGGAAGAAAAGGCCUUACUCGGUCGUCCUUCUAACAACUUGAAGAUUGGUGUUGUCGGUCUUCCCAACGUUGGUAAAUCAACCUUCUUCAACGCUCUUACCAACGCCUCUGCUGCCGCCGAAAACUAUCCUUUCUGUACCAUUGAUCCUGAGGAAUCCCGUGUUGCCGUUCCUGAUGAACGUUUCGAUUGGUUAUGUCAACACUAUAAGCCUGCUAAGGAAAUUCCUGCUUUCUUGACAGUGAUCGAUAUUGCCGGUCUUGUGAAGGGUGCCGCUUCUGGUGCUGGUUUGGGUAAUGCUUUCUUGUCUCACAUCAAGGCUGUCGAUGCUAUUUUCCACGUCGUUCGUGCUUUCGACGAAGCAGAUGUCAUUCACGUCGAAGGUGAAUUAGACCCUCUUCGUGAUAUGGAAAUUAUCCGUGAAGAAUUACGUUUGAAAGAUGAAGAAUUCUUGACGAAGCAAGCUACAGAACUCCAUAAUUCCGUUCGCCGUAUCGGUAACGGUGGUAAUGCUCAAGACAGAGCCAAGAAGGAAGAGGCAGCUAUCGUGCAAAAGGUCUUGGAAUGGGUUCAAUCCGGCAAAGACGUGCGCCAUGGUGAAUGGUCCAACAAAGAAAUUGAAGUCAUCAACGGUCUUCAUUUGAUCACUGCCAAGCCUGUGAUCUACCUUGCUAAUUUGAGUGAAAAGGACUUUAUCCGCAAGAAGAACAAGUGGCUCCCCAAGAUCAAGGGUUGGAUCGAUGAAAAUUCUGCUGGUGAUCCUAUGAUCCCUUACUCUGGUGCUUACGAAUACCGUCUCUCUUUAGCCGAAACACCUGAAGAAAAGGAGAAUAUUCAAAAGGAAAACAAUGCUUUCUCAGUUUUGCCCAAGAUCAUUGUGAUGGGUUAUGCCGCCUUACAAUUGAUUUAUUAUUUCACAGGUGGCCCUGAUGAAGUGAGAGCUUGGACCAUUCGUAAGAACACAAAGGCACCUCAAGCAGCUGGUGUUAUUCACACUGAUUUCGAACGUGGUUUUAUUAUGGCUGAAGUGAUGAAAUACAAUGACUUGAAAGAAUUGGGUUCAGAAGCGGCAGUAAAGGCUGCCGGUAAAUAUAUGCAAAAGGGUAGAGAGUAUAUUGUAGAGGAUGGUGAUAUCAUUUACUUCAAGUUCAACGUUACUGCUCCAGCUGGCAAGAAGAAAUAA